Trichosporon asahii var. asahii CBS 2479 is the source of this 1422-nucleotide messenger RNA. RefSeq names its product Beta-glucosidase 1B. Gene Ontology annotation, biological process: carbohydrate metabolic process. The transcript has 3 exons. Lineage: Eukaryota; Fungi; Basidiomycota; Tremellomycetes; Trichosporonales; Trichosporonaceae. Gene Ontology annotation, molecular function: beta-glucosidase activity. The record is from RefSeq and is a predicted model, not a curated record. The coding region runs from base 1 to 1422 and encodes 473 amino acids.
AUGACUAUCGACAGCAAGCCCGCCCUCCGCCCCGACUUUAUGUGGGGCUUCGCCACUGCUGCGGCCCAGAUGGAGUCUGGCAGCAAGGAGCAGGACGCCGCCGCCGGCAAGGGCGACAGCAUCUGGGACUACUUCUGCGAGAAGCCUGGCGCCAUUGCCGACGGCACCAAGGUCUCGCGCACGACGGACUUCUACACCCACUGGAAGGAGGACCUUGCCCUCAUGAAGUCGCUCGGUGUCAACUCUUACCGCUUCUCAAUCUCGUGGCCGCGCGUGAUCCCCAACGGCGGCGCCGAGGACCCCGUGAACGAGGCCGGCCUCGAGUUCUACGACCAGGUCAUCGACGAGUGCCUCCGUAUCGGCAUGACGCCCUUCGUGACGCUGUAUCACUGGGACCUCCCCCUGGCGCUGUACAAGAAGUACGGCGGGUGGCUGUCUCGCCGCAUCAUCCCCGAUUUUGAGCGCUACGCGCGUCUCUGCUUUGAGCGCUGGGGCGGCAAGGUGAAGCACUGGCUUACGCUGAAUGAGCCGUGGGUCGUCGCCGGCCUGGGGCACUACACUGGCUCGUUUGCGCCGGGCCACCGGUCCAGCAGUGAGCCCUGGAUUGUGGGCCACCACCUCAUCCUCGCGCACGCGCAUGCUGUCAAGAUCUACCGCGACGAGUUCAAGCCGGCCCAGCACGGCGAGAUUGGCAUCACGCUGAACGGCGACUGGGUCGAGCCCUGGGACGAGUCGCCCGAGAACGUCCAGGCGGCGCAGGACAAGAUGGACGCGGCGAUCGGCUGGUUCGCGGACCCGAUCUACCUCGGCCACAACUAUCCCGCCAGCAUGCGCAAGAUGCUCUCCGACCGCCUGCCGACGUUUACGCCCGAGGAGCUCGCGCUCGUGCACGGCUCGAGCGACUUUUACGGGUGCAACUUCUACACGACGAACACGAUCAAGGCGGGCUGCGUGGUCGAGGACGAGAUCAACGGCAACACGACGCUGUGCUUUGACCGUCCCGACGGGUCCGUCAUUGGCCCCGAGUCCGACCUCGGCUGGCUCCGCGACGUCCCCUGGGGAUUCAGGAAGCACCUCAACUACCUGUACAGCAAGUACCAGAAGCCGAUCUACAUCACCGAGAACGGAUACGCCGUCAAGGGCGAGAGCCAGAUGAGCGCCGAGGACGCAGUCAAGGACGCAGACCGCGUCACGUACUACCGCGGAUAUCUCGAUGCGGUGCGGGGCGCGGUCGAGGACGGCGCCGACAUUCGCUCCUACUUUGCCUGGUCGUUCCAUGACAACUUUGAGUGGGCUUCCGGACUGGGACCGCGCUUCGGAUGCGUCCGCGUCGACUAUGACACGUUCGAGCGCACGCCCAAGGACUCGGCGUACGCUGUCAGCGAGUGGUUCAAGAAGAACAUUCCCGCCGAAUCGUCCUAG